Ceraceosorus guamensis is the source of this 2868-nucleotide messenger RNA. RefSeq lists its product as hypothetical. The transcript has 4 exons. Bases 291 to 2714 code for a protein of 807 amino acids. Lineage: Eukaryota; Fungi; Basidiomycota; Exobasidiomycetes; Ceraceosorales; Ceraceosoraceae. The record is from RefSeq and is a predicted model, not a curated record.
CAUCCCUUUCAAUAUCUAGCGACUAUCACCUCCGCGCGUAGAGGCGCAACCACUCUGGUCAGGUCGAGCCUCAUCACACCAGCGUUCGCCCACGAUACACAUCAACUUGCUCUGCUUUGCAAAUUUGGGGCAGCGCUCGCCUGUCGAUCCAGGCGCGCCUCGACCCAUUGUCGAUCAAGAGGCCCCACAGGCCGUGUGCAGACGAAUCACCCAUCUUUUCCAUCGCUAUUUGCCUCGGCUCGGCUGUCUAGCUGCUCCUCAUUCGGGCCAGCAAAGGGUCGCACGUAGAGAUGGCCCGAGGGGUCAGCCAGCGAGCUGUGGGGGGUGGUGGAGGCUCGCGCAGAGUGAUAAAGUCUGGAAGCAGGGGUGGGAAUAGGGGCGCAAACAGUUCAGCCGGCAACAGGGACGCGACGGGGGGUAGAUCGCCCACGUCGAGCGUCAAGGGCCGAAGCAGGGCGAGCAGCACAGCUGCCAAGCGGAGCACAAGGCCAUCGAGUCCGGGCAAUUUGGACGCAGAAGCCGCCUCACCGCCCGACCCUGGUCUCCUCAGCCCGUCCGAAUCGGGCAAGAUGCUGUCGACCUCCUCCAGCUCAGACGAUACCUCGGAGCACGAUGACGACUUUGAGGACGCAGAAGGUGGCGAGACUCAGGAGAUUAGUCUGGGAGACGAGCUAGCAGGGGAAGACUUCCAGCAGGACCACGGCACGCCAGGCGAUGCUCCGAAGCCCCGCAAUUUCGGAAGCGUGGAAGAAACAGAUGGCGAAGCGGUGGAUCUGGGCACACCGGUCUUGCCCAAAAAGCAGAUCCACAAGGUACCUUCCAGCAGCCAAUUUGUCGCGGUCGACUUGCCACUGCCAGCGCUCCACCACGCAGACGGUUCGACCACGAAGGACCCCUCAUCCGAACUCAGCAUCAUACCGUCCGCACCAGCUGCCGAGUCUCGCUCUCAGUCCGUCUUGUCAGACAACUCUGAUGCGUCAGCGUCCGCGGCUGGCGGAGCGAACAGCACCACGGCUGGACAAAAGACGGCUCGUCGGUUCUGGGAACGUUUGCGUGCGGGAUCUUCGAGUGAGCCGAAUCAGGCUCCCAAACCUCCAUCGAGCAAUGAUGGAGCUUCAGAAGCGGGCUCAAGGUCAGCAACUCCUGAUCCGGGGCCCCGACCGACACUGCCGGCCCGAUCAGGCGCGUCUGCUCCAGGCGCGCCUCAAAGCUCAUCGGUUCAGCCCAUUCGCAAAUCGACGUUUGCCAUGCCCACGCUGUCCUCACUUGCAGCUGCCGCUCAAGCAGCAGCUGCAGCAGGUUCUGCCGCUGCCGCAGAUUGGGCAGCCUCGAGAAAUGCUGCAGCAGUGCAAGAACCUGCGGAACGCCAGAGAUUGCCGAGGUUUCAGGUGGACGAGGCCAAGUUGGCAGAGGAUGUGAUGCGUUUUGCGGAUGCGAGAGACACGUUGCACAAUGAGAGGAGUCCCGAGCGCUUGAGGGAACUGGGCAAUAGGUUGGAAGAGGGUUGGCGAGAGAAGCUCUCGGAGACAGCUGUGAUGAGGGAAAAGCUGGAGCAGGCGCAGCUAAGUAUCUAUGACGUCGAGGACGAGAACAAGAAUCUGCGUCUCUCUUUGAAGGGAUUAAGUGAGCAGAUUGCCAGUCUCGAAAGUGCUUUUCACACCUUUCAACUUAGCACCAUCGAACAGAUGCGCAAAGAGAAAGAGCUGUUCGAAGAGGAGAGACGCGAAGAGCUGGAAAUUUCCCGAUACGAGGUUGCGCAGGGCAAGCGUGAGCUUGCCGAAACCAAAGCAAUCAACGCUCAGCUCCGACUGGUGGUGCUCAGCGGCUUGCGAAAUGCGACCGGGCUGGGCUCGGAGCUCGCUCACUUGGAUCCAAAUGCAAAGACGGGGCUCGAGUCAAGGCUGAGAGCGAUCGAGAGAGGAGAGCACGGCAGUCUGGCUGCCGCUCUUGGCUCGCCACCGCCUUCUGCAACGCUAAAUACGCCCAUGCGCGCUCUUCUGUCUCACGACGGGGCAUCGCAAGCGCAGACGGAAGGCAGCCAUGGCGAGUCGUCUGCCGCGGAUGAGAGCGAAAAGAGCGGCGCGGCGACCUCGACGGAUCGAACGAGUUUCGAAGAGGGCGAUACGCUGGAAGCUUCUGUCGGUGCGAAUGGACAAGAUGGGGAAAUCGACGAGACGUCGUUGUUGUUUGACCUGCCCAUCAGUCCUACAACGUCGAGACCCGUCACGAUGCUCUUCAACGAGCCUGUUCAUAUUGCCAAGCUCAAUCAUCUUCUGGGACUCACCCCUGCGCAGUCUGGCGUUCAGGAGCCCAUCGCCGAAGCGGACGAAGGUCAGACCAUCGCCAUUCCAGAGUCUGCUAGCGCAGGCGGUGCUUCGAGCGCGCCAGCAGCGGGCAGAUCUCUCCUGUCGCCAGGCAGCUCACCAGGCACCGCUCGUUCGGCUACGAUCUUUGCAGGUCAUUCGGUACCAGCAAGCGCAGCCGUUCCGCACACCCCGCACGCCCCGCCAGCUCUGGCGGCACAGCUGACGGGCGCCAAAAUGUUGGCGGAUGAAGAGCACCAGAGAGCGGUCAAGGAGGAGAAUGAGACGUUGAGAAUUCAGCUCAAGAAUAGCUUGACUGCGCUCAGGGCCUUUGAGCAGGAAGCGGACGAGCUUAGACAUCGACUCAAACAGACGGAAGCUGCCGUCGAAGGUCUCUUCAACUCUCAUUAGCGACCGCUUGCUUGCCUGCCUGGCUUGAAGAAGGAAGUUUGAAAGCGUGGACAGUCGGAAGAUGUGCUCGACUCGAAGUAUGAUGGACCUAUCCCACGUCUGUAUCAACAAACACAAAAAUUGCAUCAUCCUCAGCCGAUUGCGAAUCAAAGAA